AGGCGUGGUUAACAAUUGGAUUGUUCCCGCCCUUUUUUCUGUUCCCAUUCCUCAUCUCAAUAAUCUCACGUGGUAAAAGAAAGGCUCCAUCUAGUCCAGAAUUAUGAGUACUCCUUUGAAACUCUCUCAGAAGCAAAAGUCUGUGGACUCACCUGAGACUGUCAUACUGAAAAUGCAGAAAAAAGACUUUACUAGACCCACUAGUGUCUAUGAAAGGAGGAUAUCCGGUACACCGGACGCCCAUAGUCAACCCACUGGUCGUACGAGCCCUCUCAAACGGUUUGGACUUGCUAAAGAAAGUAUCAACAAAACUUUCGGACUAAUAAAAACAGAAUUGCUAGAAGCGCAUGCUAUAUUGGUAGAGGCUAAAGGAGGAGAGAGCGGGGAGGGAGGAGGGAGAACAACUGUCCUUCUUGAAAAGACGGCCGGAAUCGAGGAAAUAUUAGCCAGGGAUCAUAUGAAGGUUGCAUUCUUUGGUCGUACCUCCAAUGGUAAAAGCACUGUUGUGAAUGCUCUCCUUCAUGAUAAAGUCCUACCUGCUGGCAUAGGACAUACCACAAACUGCUUCCUGUCAGUCAUUGGAGUUGAUGAAGACAAAGGAUAUGUAAUUGUACCUGGAUCUGGCGAACACUCCGAUAUAAAAUCCCUUCAGCAAUUGGCUAAUUCAUUGCAUAAAGAACGUCUCUCCACUAACAGUCUCCUCAGGGUUUGCUGGCCAAAGGAGAAGUGUGCUUUACUCCAAGAAGAUGUGGAAUUCGUAGACAGUCCUGGUAUUGAUAUGAAUCCCGACGUUGAUGACUGGAUAAACUCGCAUUGUUUAGACGCUGAUGUUUUCGUCCUCGUAUCUAAUGCUGAGUCGACAUUAAUGAAUGCCGAAAAGAAUUUCUUUCAUCGAGUUAGCGAAAGACUCUCCCGCCCGAAUAUAUUCAUUUUAAACAAUCGCUGGGACGUUUGUGUUGAGGAAGAGCCCUCGAUGGUGGAAGAGGUCAAGCAACAACAUUUGGAGAACGACAUCUCUUUCCUCUCAAACCAACUCUCAGUCAUAGACCCUGACACUGCUAGGGAGAGAGUUUAUUUCGUUUCGGCUAAAGAAGUUGUAACGAUUAGAAACAGACAGAGAGAAAAUCAGAGCGACUUGGGCAGGGGACUUCACGAUGGCUACAAGGGACGUCUUCUUGAGUUUGAGAGAUUUGAGUUAAAGUUUAAAGAGUGCUUAUCAAAUUCGGCGAUUAAGACAAAAUUCGAGCAGCACCACUCACGAGGUCUAGAGAUUGUCCUCGAAUUGGAAGAACUUCUUAACUUUGAAAGCGAACAAGCAACUCAGAAAAAUUCUUUAAUACAAAGCGAAUUGCAGGAGAUUUGUUCUAAGCAGCAAAAUUUGAAUGAUAAAGGACAUCUUGUGUAUCAGAGAUCAAUACAGAAGACGCAGUCAAUGGCGGCUGAGUUGGAGUCAAGAGUUCAAGCAGCAAUGGAAGGAAUACUGGGACAUAUAGCUACUGUAGCUGAUGAAUAUAAGCCUCAAGAAGACUUCGACCACACAAAGACAGAGACAUUCAAGGCUGGACUCUACUCUCACAUUGACGAGUCGGUACAGAAGCAGCUGACCAGCCUCUGUCCAGCGACACUAGGUGACGUCCAUCGUACCACUUGUUCAACCAUCGUCUCGGACUAUCAGCAACUUUUAGGACUCACUCAAGAGCAAGUAACUGAGUACCAGCUCGAGCCUCCUCUGGUCUCAAGAACCAUCUCUUGUAAGGACCUUUGUAAAGACUUUCGGGAGGACCUGGAGUUUCGUUUCUCACUUGGGAUAUUCUCAUUCAGUAGAUGGGUCAAUACCGGGAGUAUAAUGUUCACUGUUCAAAGACACGUUUCAAGAAUGUCCUCAAUAGUUCCAGCUGAACUGCUCCUCCCUGUGUCCCUCCUGGGAGGAGGAAUGAUUUUAUCCCGUCUUCUUAGUUGGAAGUAUUUGCUACCGCCCACUCUCCUGUAUGUGGGUUUGUACAUGUACGAUAACGCCCACGCAGUUGCUGGCAAAACUUACAUUUUCACAAGAAAUAGAUAA
Amphimedon queenslandica is the source of this 2062-nucleotide messenger RNA. Its product is annotated as mitofusin-1-like. Gene Ontology annotation, biological process: mitochondrion localization; mitochondrial fusion. The transcript has 12 exons. The record is from RefSeq and is a predicted model, not a curated record. NCBI's taxonomy places the organism in Eukaryota, Metazoa, Porifera, Demospongiae, Haplosclerida, Niphatidae. Gene Ontology annotation, molecular function: GTP binding; GTPase activity. Bases 104 to 2062 code for a protein of 652 amino acids. Gene Ontology annotation, cellular component: mitochondrial outer membrane.